CGUCGUCGUCGUCGCCGUCGUCGUCGUCGCCGUCGUCGUCGUCGCCGUCGUCGUCGUCGUCGCCGUCGUCGUCACACGUGUCGAAACUUGUGUGAACGUGCGUUUUGGUUUGUUGGUUUGUUUCAUCGAAACCGUGUUACAAGUUUUACCAAGCGAAACGGUGCGGGUGUACGAACCUCUUUGGAUACAACUUAACAAGAUGUGGUGUCUCGUUAGUCAAGCAAACUCCGUCAUCCUCGAAGUGCAAGUGGAUCCCAAAGCCAUUGGUCAGGAGUGUCUCGAGAAAGCAUGCGACUGUUUGGGCAUUAGCAAGGAGUGCGACUACUUUGGCUUGAAAUACCAGAACGCGAAGGGCGAGGAACUCUGGUUGAACCUGAGGAAUCCCAUAGAGAGACAAACGGGUGGCGGCGUAGCGCCUUUAAGAUUCGCGUUGAGGGUUAAGUUUUGGGUGCCGCCUCACCUGUUGCUGCAAGAAGCCACCAGGCAUCAGUUCUACUUGCACUCCCGUUUGGAGUUACUCGAGGGUAGAUUGAAAGUGUCGGACUGGGCUUCCGUGGCACGUUUGGUCGCUUUGAUAGCGCAGGCCGACACGGGUGAUUACGAUUCGAUGUCACCACCGAACGCGCUCUACUCGCAAUGUUGUCAAAUCCAAACGGCGGAGCCGUGCGAAUCCAGGCCUCAGGACUUUCUCCAUCGGAUAGUUCAACAACACAAGGAGAUCAAGGCGAUGAAAACCUCCACCGCCGAGUAUUGGUUACUGAAGGAGAUAUCCAACUUGGAUACGUUCGGCCAGGAGAUGUUUCACAGCAAAUUCGGGUACAACGGAGUGUCGAUGAUCGGAGUCGGACCACAUGGUAUCACGGUUUAUCGUAAUCACGACGAGGAAACGCAAAACAUACCAUAUACGGCGAUACAGAGCGCAACCACUCAACGUCGAAUGUUUCAUUUAGUUUACCUGUCGCUCGACGGCGAGGAGACGUCGUUAAAUUUCAAAUUAGAUUCGAGUCAAUCCGCCAGUGGACUUUACCGGGCGAUUACCGAGAAGCACGCGUUUUAUAGCUGCGAGACGGUCAGGAGCGCGGUUACGGCGCAAUUUAUACGCGACUUGAAGGGCACCAUUAUCUCGAUAUUCAACGAGGAUUCCACGUUGGGAAAGAAAUACGUGUUCGAUAUUCGUAGAACGUGCCGAGAGGUGUACGACAACGCGCGGCGCGCGCUCUACUGCGAAGCUGCGACCGUUAGCCUGCCAGAGGAGAAGGAAAUUUUGCAGAAGCAGGAUUGCGGAGACUGCGAGGAUCCGAAAUGCAAGGAAUCUCGAGAAUGUCUAACGAGACUGUUGGACGCGAUGCUGUGCCGCAUUUGCAUGGACCGUAGUUUAGACACCGCCUUGUUUCCUUGCGGACACGCGGUAGCCUGUUUGGAUUGCGCCAGACGAUGCGAACGUUGUCCUCUCUGUCGAGCCGACAUCGACCAUUGUCGCACCAUAUAUCUUCCGAUCGAGCUAACGCACGUCGACAAGCACAAUCCGAAAUUGCUCUCGGAAUCCAUCGAACCUAGUUACGGCAACUCUUCUACCGAGGAAAUUCAAAAGAGAAGCUUGGUGGCGGCCGAAAGCUCCGUGGUAAACGCUGACGAUAUUUGAGAACGUCGUUGCAACACGUUUCGCGCUUCUCCAACAUUCUUCUCCAGAAUCUUUGCUUGUCGGAUCGAGAGAGCGCAUUGAGUUUUUCCUCCCGUCUCUACUUAUCCUACUGUCUCUGUCUUUCCCUCUUCUCCUAUUAUUCCUUUGAUUUACGCCAAAAUCGCACGCAUCGACCGCAUUCUAUAUCGUCUUUUCCCGUACAUUCGUGUCGUAUCCGUACGACGAUCGAUUUUUCUUUCUUCUUCUUUCGUUCGUUCCAACGCCGCAAAAACGCGAAUGAUUUGUCGCCGCCACCACCAUCGACGAAGAAACGCGACGUUGCCCGUAACGUUCGAAAAACCGAAGAAUACGACUCUGUUUUAACCGAGCCCUUUCAAAGGCGAAUAAUCCGUAUAACAAGAUCGUGUUCGCCGUCUACGCUUCCUCGUUCGAAUAAUAAGAGUACGCGUGGUUUUCGUUCGGCGGUCAAUCGGGCAUUAACUGAAAUUUCGUUUCAAUGAAUCUAGUUCGUAUAAACAAACUUUUACUGUAUGCCCGUACACACAUACUCACUCUCUCUCUCUCUCUCUCUCGUUUAAAUACGUAUCUACGACGUAAUUGUAAUAAUGUUACACGAUACAUGUAUGUAUACUUCUUAAUCGAGUAAUAACGUUAUCGUCUUAAUCGCGCGACCGAAAAGUGCUAUUAGCAGCGUUGAUCUUUGAAAAACGAUGCUGUCAUUGUUUCCAAGAGAGAGUAGUAUAUUUUAUUUUAUCGAAGAGUUUCGUGCGUCGUGUAUAGAUGUGUUUACUUUUAUCGACAGUUGGACCAACGAGUUUUCUCAUUUUAUUUAAGCGUCGUUUAUUAUGCUUCUCGACACUUUUGUUCCUCUUAGGUAUAUUAUAUCCUCUUUUCUUUUCUCUCUUUCGUACGUACUUUAACUUUGUUUUAGUUACCUAAGGCGGUAGAGCCACCGAGGUUUAUUAAAAUCGAUGACCGUUCGUAUUUUCAAUAUAGCGUAUUCAUUAUGCAUACGCGAUAUGGUUUAUAAAACGACUGCUAUAACGCUCCCCUUCUUCUAGAAGACGUUUCAUCCGAGUCACUCGAAUCUCACGUCACUCGAUCGUUAGGUCAUCCAUUGAUCGAUCGUUAGCGCGAUAAAAUUUUCUUCAUUGAGAGCGACCCGUGAUAAUUGUAUCAAUUUUAUUGUCACGAAUGGCCUACAUAAGUGGAAUUUCCAGCAUUCGAGGAACGGACGAGUUAUCUCUGUUUUGAAACGUCUUGUACAAGAAGGAAACCUUGUUACGGUAAUAUCUGUUUAUAUGUACAUAAAAAAAGUGAGAGAUAACCCCUGGAUAGGGUCAAGCGAGUAAAAGUCACGAGUUCGCCAAAUGUCAAAUCUGAUUUAACAAACUCGGUGCGAAUGCCAUCUUUUAAGUAAGAGAAAAUCGUAAUAAAAGAAAUGCAUAUGUUAAUCGAUGUGCUUUGCAUGCAAAAGACAAUUGACACGAGAUCGAUGAUAGUUCGUUUCGAAGGAGCACACACGAGAAAAGGCUGUUUCCAAUCAAAAGAAAAUAGAAUGCAAAUAUCGUAACAUAUUAUUUAUAUCGUCUACUCGCGAGACAUCGUUCUUCUUUCGCGUCCUCGAUCGACGACUCUUUUAUCGUCCGACAUCCGUGGCUGGCGUUUCAGCAGACUCGAACGCUCGUCGGAACAGAGGAUACCGGGGAGAAUGAAAGUCAAAGAAAUUGUUAUAGUCAUUCAUCAAUGCAAAACAGAUCUAGUUGGUAAUUACUCAUAAGGGAAGAAACAGUAGCAUUAAGUCGACGUAGCGUAAUCCCUUUUUUCCUGACAUUCGUAGCGCUUUACAUCUCUCAUCUAUGUAUGCCAUUUAGUUCCCUUUAGUAUUUUUCUAACCUAUCGUUGUUACGAAAAUCGUGAUUACGCUGCUUUUCUAAGUCAAAUACCGAUCCGAAGGGUUCUACGAAAACGCAAAUGUAAUAGAUAUGCAACAAUAAUAUUCAAAUACAAAGUUAAGCAGACGUAUCGGUGCAUUGUAUUUCUUCAUGGUCGGAAAUAAAAAUAUUUUCUUCGAAAUUCUCCAAUUACGUUGUGUCGACGUUCAACGUUGACGUGCUUUUAUUCGUUAGGUGAUAAUUUUCCAAGCACGCGCUAUAAA
Molecule: messenger RNA, 3800 nt
Organism: Bombus pascuorum
Lineage: Eukaryota; Metazoa; Arthropoda; Insecta; Hymenoptera; Apidae
Gene: dnr1
Product: E3 ubiquitin-protein ligase MYLIP
Exons: 7
Coding region: 200-1642 (480 amino acids)
Biological process (GO): ubiquitin-dependent protein catabolic process
Cellular component (GO): cytoskeleton
Molecular function (GO): ubiquitin-protein transferase activity
Source: RefSeq, a predicted model, not a curated record